CAUUCAUUCUCCAAUUCAUUCUUGAUUUCCUCAUCAAUUCAUCCUCCCAAUGCUGCUGAGCUGAAUUCGUUUCUUCUUCUCUGGUUUGGCUUCAUCAAAAGGGUUGGAUAUUAGUACAUUGUGUUUGGGAGUAUCGAGUUGUUCAAAGAUGGUUCCUACCUAUGUUGUUGGUGCACUGGUUCCGCUUGUGAUAACGCUUCUGCUUCAGAAGUCAAAAAAGGAGAAGAAACGGGGUUUGCUCGUUGAUGUUGGUGGGGAGCCUGGCUAUGCAAUCCGAAACCAUCAUUCUAGCUCCCCCGUGGAAUCAGCCUGGGAAGGGAUUUCAACUCUUGCUGAGCUUUUUGAGCAGUCGUGUGGGCGUUUCGAAAAGAAAUUUUUCCUUGGAACCCGGGUAUUGGUGGGGAGGGAGCUGGAAGUUACAAAGGAUGGGAAAUCCUUUGAGAAGCUUCAUUUGGGAGACUAUGAGUGGUUAACUUAUGGGAAAGCGUUUGAAGUUGUGUGCAACUUUGCUUCUGGUUUGAGUCAAAUUGGACAUAAAAAGGAAGAAAGAGUAGCAAUCUUUGCUGACACUAGAGAAGAGUGGUUCCUUGCAUUGCAGGGUUGUUUCAGGCGCAACGUCACUGUUGUUACUAUAUAUGCAUCUCUUGGGGAGGAGGCUCUAUGUCACUCAUUAAAUGAGACAGAAGUUACAACUGUGAUUUGUGGGCACAAAGAACUGGAGAAACUUGUAGCCAUAAGUGGACAACUUGACACAGUGAAGCACAUCAUAUGUAUGGAUGAUGAUAUCCCAUCUAGUGCUUCGUCUGUUGAGAGCAGGUGGAGAAUCAAUACAUUCGCAGAUGUUGAGCAACUUGGACAAGAAAACCCUGUUGAUCCUGAUUUACCUCUUCCUGCAGAUAUUGCUGUCAUUAUGUAUACAAGUGGAAGUACAGGAUUGCCCAAGGGUGUAAUGAUGACACAUGCCAAUGUCCUAGCUGUUACUUCAGCUGUCAUGACCAUUGUCCCUGGCAUUGGAACUAAGGAUAUCUAUAUGGCAUAUCUUCCCCUUGCUCAUAUCCUGGAAUUAGCAGCAGAGAAUGUAAUGGUUGCUGCGGGAAGUGCUAUAGGGUAUGGAUCUCCCUUGACUCUUACAGAUACGUCAAGUAAAAUAAAGAAGGGAACAAAGGGGGAUGCAACUGCCCUUUUGCCAACUUUAUUGACAGCUGUUCCGGCAAUUCUUGAUCGUGUUCGAGAUGGGGUGCUCAAUAAGGUGAAUGCAAAAGGUGGCCUAUCCAAGAAAUUGUUUGAGUUGGCAUAUGCUCGUAGGUUGUCUGCUGUGAAUGGCAGCUGGUUUGGGGCUUGGGGCCUGGAAAGGAUUCUGUGGGACUUUCUUGUGUUUAGAAAGGUCCGUGCAAUUCUAGGAGGUCGUAUCCGUUACAUGUUAUCUGGUGGUGCUCCUCUUUCUGGUGAUACUCAAAGAUUCAUCAACAUUUGCAUUGGAACUUCAAUUGGUCAAGGUUAUGGUCUCACAGAAACUUGCGCUGGUGGAACAUUCUCAGAGUUUGGUGAUACCUCUGUUGGUCGUGUUGGAGCUCCACUUCCCUGCUCAUUUAUCAAGUUAAUUGAUUGGCCUGAAGGAGGAUAUCUGAUUAGUGAUUCCCCAAUGCCUCGUGGAGAGAUAGUCAUUGGUGGUCCAAAUGUUACAGUCGGUUAUUUCAAAAAUGAAGAGAAAACGAAGGAAUCAUACAAGGUUGACGAGAGAGGAAUGAGGUGGUUUUAUACAGGUGAUAUUGGGCAAAUCCAUGCUGAUGGUUGCCUUGAGAUAAUUGACCGUAGGAAAGAUAUAGUGAAGCUUCAACAUGGGGAGUAUGUCUCCUUAGGAAAGGUAGAGGCUGCUCUUUCAGUGUGCCGCUAUAUUGACAAUAUCAUGGUGCAUGCUGAUCCUUUUCAUAGUUACUGCGUGGCUCUUGUGGUUGCUUCUCGAACCACAGUGGAAGAUUGGGCUGCAAAGCAAGGGAUUACUUUUAGUGAUUUUUCAGACUUGUGUGAGAAAGAAGAAACCAGAAAAGAAGUACAAGAAUCACUGUUAAAGGAAGCAAAGAAGGCGCGUUUGCAGAAGUUUGAGAUCCCUGCAAAAAUCAAAUUGCUUUGCGAACCAUGGACUCCUGAAAGUGGCCUGGUCACCUCAGCUCUCAAGCUCAAGAGAGAUGUCAUCCGGAAGGCUUUCUCUGAAGACCUCUCCAAGUUAUAUGCUUGAUGAUUCUUCACGAAACAUGGGCUUCUUCUUUGGUGUGCAAAAUCGUCAUGACCCUGCUAGAUGGAACUUAUCUGUCCUUAAAUUUUUGCCUGUCUAGAUGUAAUGCAAGCCAAGGAUUAGUGGUAGGAAAAAGUGAGAGAGAAUAUAAAUCAAGCAUGCCUAGAGUUUAAUAUAGUACCUUACUCCAAAGUCCAAACAAUAAAAAUAGUAGUUGUUCCAAUUAUAUUAGCUACUCGAGCAAAAUGCUUAGCCUUUGAUUUAGAUAAUGGACACCACAGCCUCCACAUUCCAAAUUUUGAGAAUGGAUUAGAAAGACCGGAAUUCAUAUGAAAUGGGAUGUUGUACCAGCAAAAUCUCCAUGAACAUUGAAAAGUGAUGUUGAGAUUGGAAGAGACUACACGGCCAGCAAUGGUGGCAAAAGGUGGUGAAGGGUGGGAGAGUUGUAAAUCAAACUCUGGUCCACCGUCCAUGACUCCAUGAUAAUAUGACAUGAACCUGAUUUGAAAUUUCAGGCAGCCUAACUGGACCGGAAGCAUAGCCAUCCCCACUACCUAAGCUAGGCUCCCCAUGUUCCCAUUUGGUUUGUUUGCUUGUUUCCAUCACCUUUUAUAGCUUUCUCUUUAUCAUCUUCUACUGGAUCUCACAUUCUCACUCAUCUCAGUGUCACUUCCCUUUUCCUCU
Molecule: messenger RNA, 2917 nt
Organism: Fragaria vesca subsp. vesca
Lineage: Eukaryota; Viridiplantae; Streptophyta; Magnoliopsida; Rosales; Rosaceae
Product: long chain acyl-CoA synthetase 9, chloroplastic-like
Exons: 12
Coding region: 149-2236 (695 amino acids)
Cellular component (GO): endoplasmic reticulum; membrane
Molecular function (GO): long-chain fatty acid-CoA ligase activity
Source: RefSeq, a predicted model, not a curated record